Molecule: messenger RNA, 13297 nt
Organism: Numida meleagris (helmeted guineafowl)
Lineage: Eukaryota; Metazoa; Chordata; Aves; Galliformes; Numididae
Gene: NOX4
Product: NADPH oxidase 4
Exons: 18
Coding region: 112-1860 (582 amino acids)
Biological process (GO): superoxide anion generation; defense response
Cellular component (GO): NADPH oxidase complex; plasma membrane
Molecular function (GO): superoxide-generating NAD(P)H oxidase activity
Source: RefSeq, a predicted model, not a curated record
ACCGGCCCAGCCCGGCUGAAAAGGAGGGCUCGCUCGCCCGUCGCCCCCACCACCGGCACCCCGCGAGCCCCGCUGGCGCUGCUCGUGGUGGGGGCGGCGGGCAGAGCCACCAUGGCCGUGUCGUGGAGGAGCUGGCUGGCCAACGAGGGGAGCAAGCACCUCUUUCUGUUUUUCUGGCUCUUGCUGAACGUGUGGUUCUUCUGGAGGACCUUCCUGCUCUACUGCCGAGGGCUGCAGUAUUACUAUCUGCAUCAAAUGUUAGGGCUAGGAUUGUGUGUUAGCAGAGCUUCAGCAUCUGUCCUCAAUCUCAACUGCUGCCUGGUCCUGCUCCCAGUGUGCCGCGUUCUCUUGGCCUUCCUCCGGGGAUCUCAGAAGGUCGCCAGCAGAAAGACCAGAAGGCUGAUAGACAAAAGUAAAACUUUCCACGUGACGUGUGGUGUUACGAUAUGCAUCUUUUCAGUCUUACAUGUUGCUGCUCAUCUGGUGAACGCUCUUAACUUCUCUGAGAAUUACAAUGAAGACUUUCUGGCAAUAAAUGCAGCAAACUAUCGUGGUGAGGACCCAAGGAAACUGCUUUUUGCCACUGUUCCAGGUCUGACUGGAGUCAUUAUGGUGUUAGUGCUAUUCCUGAUGUGUACAGCUUCUACAUAUGCCAUCAGGGUUUCAAACUAUGACAUCUUCUGGUAUACCCACAACCUUUUCUUUGUCUUCUAUAUACUGCUGAUGCUGCAUGUUUCUGGGGGAGUGCUCAAGUACCAGACCAACUUAGAGGAACACCCACCUGGUUGCUUUAAUCCUAACAAAACGCUCCUAGGGAAUAUGACAGUGCCAAAGGCUUUUGAAGAGCUGUUUCCUGACUAUACUACUGAGCCUUUCCCAGAGGACUUAACAUUUCCAGAACCCUUUGUACAAAGUAACUUUAUGAGAAUUUGUUCCAAGGAACCCAAGUUCCAGUCACACUUCCCAGAGACCUGGUUUUGGAUUUCUGGACCUCUGUGCCUGUACUGUGUAGAAAGGCUGUACCGCUACAUCCGCAGCAACAAGCCAGUCACAAUAACUUCAGUGAUAAGCCAUCCCUCCAACGUCCUUGAAGUGAGGAUGAUCAAAGAUGACUUUCGAGCAAGGCCUGGUCAGUAUGUUAUUCUACACUGUCCAAGAGUGUCUGGACUGGAAAGCCAUCCAUUCACCCUUACAAUGUGCCCUACAGAUACCAAAGCAACGUUUGGGGUCCACCUUAAAGUAGUAGGAGACUGGACAGAAAGAUUUCGGGAUUUACUGCUUCUACAUUCAAAUCAAGAUGCAGAGAUUCUGCCCAUCUUUCAGCAGAGGCGCUAUCCCAAACUGUAUGUGGAUGGACCUUUUGGAAGUCCCUUUGAGGAAUCCUUGAACUAUGAGGUCAGCCUCUGCGUGGCUGGUGGUAUUGGAGUUACACCAUUCGCAUCAGUACUCAACGCUCUGCUUGAUGGCUGGAAAUGCUACAAACUGAGAAGACUCUACUUCAUCUGGGUGUGCAGGGACGUCGAAUCUUUCCGCUGGUUUGCAGAUUUGCUCUGUAUGUUGCAUAACAAGCUCUGGCAAGAGAAUCGACCAGAUUAUAUAAACAUCCAGCUGUACCUCAGUCAAACAGAUGGAAUACAGAAAAUAAUUGGUGAAAAAUAUCAAGCCCUAAACUCAAGGCUUUUGAUUGGACGACCCCGGUGGAAACUUCUUUUUGAUGAAAUAGCGAAGUAUAACAGGCGGAAGACCAUUGGAGUUUUCUGUUGUGGACCAAGCAAGAUGUCUAAGAUACUUCAUAAACUGAGCAACAGCAGCAACCCUUAUGGGACAAGGUUUGAGUAUAACAAAGAAUCCUUCAGCUGAAAGUCUGUUGGACUCGCAAGAAUCUCUAGAAGAUAAAAGUGCAAUUUUUUGUUUGUACAACUUUAAAGUUCAACUGUGGUUUAAACAGAAAUGUACCAAAGAGUAGCACAGUUUUUCUUAUUUAUGAUUAUUUAAAACUCUGGAAAAUGAUGGAUAUGGCAGUAUACCAACAAAUAUUAAGUGCUUAUGCUGAAAGUCAAAUGCGCUCAUGCAGUAUUUGUGGCAGUGGCGAUUCUUUGGAGUUGUUUCUGUUAAUUAAAAAGUACGAGUGCUAUGGAGAAAUACAGUUGCUUUAAAAGCCAAUGGAAGAACAAUCUGUGGAAUGUUCUUCCACUUCAGUUCUCUGAAGUUGGAUCAGUAAACAAAACCCCAAGUUAAUCCAAAUGACAAAUCAUAGGGCAGUUCAAAGAACUAUCGCUUUUGUUGGUAUACAGACCUUACGCCUUUGGAGUGGAGACACUCCAUAUUAAAGGUUUUACACCUUACAGAAGUGGGAUUCUGUAUUUCAAACGUAGUCUGUAACGGGUGUCAGUAUUCCCAUCUUGAAUCGAAGAGAGAAUGGAAUUUAGGGGAAAGAUGUAAAUCAAACUAAAGAAAAGUGAGCUCAACAGUCUAGCACCUUUGGGCAGACUCAGCCAUGAUGUAUAUCACAGCCUUUUGGCAAGGAAGCAGCUGUACCUGGAAAACUCAGUAUCCUGCAUCAAUUCAGCAUUCAGUGAGUUUGCAAAAUAAGUGUGAUUUAUGCAGCCAGAAAGGCAGAGCAAGAAAAGCGAUUAAAAGGAGGAGACAGGAUAUGAUGUUUUAUUAUACCACAGGCUCAGUGUGGAAGUGGCACUCACUUUGCACUCACAUGCCCUGAAUGUCAAAUACUUACAGCAUUCAGAUCUUCUUAGUGAUUAAUUUACAAUGCAGCAGGCUGAAAUCCAGUUUCAGGAGUUGCAGAGUGUCUUUGGUUGACUGCGAUCCUUUGACUACCUUCGCUGGAGUCAUGCUUGUUGUUCAGUCUCACUGAACUCAUUUGUUCAGUCCCAUUGGUGUCCUGAAAGCAGGAUCAGGCCAGAUCUGCAGCAGGGUAGGGGUAAAGCUUUCGUUACUGUGGCUCUUUGCAUCUUGUGCGCAGAUAGAAACUUUGCAGGAUCUGCAGUGUGUUUUCAGUGUGUUCCAAAAGGGAGGGUCUGAAACAUCCAAUUUUAAGCUCUUCUUCCCUUCUCUUUACCACAGCUGUUGUCCUGACUUCUCAUAGUUGCCAUGAGGUUGAAACGAGCACUUUAAAACUUUUUGAUUCAGAGUAGCAGCGUUUUACUUACUCAAUUCAGUAGCCAAGCCAAUUUCCUCUUAUUUUCUCUUGACCUUCUUUCUCUUACUUUGCCGAGAAAGGGACAUUUAAGCUGGAGUUAGACACAUAGCUGGAAUAAGUAGGCCUCAUUCUAGUGCAUCCUAAUACAACAGCAUUGCUUUACACCUGCUGAAAACCUGGCCCUUCAGCUUCAGCUUUGGAGCAAGGCCUGUAGUGUCUGCAGCAUGUGCAGGUGUGUGAUUGCUCAGCAUCUCUCAUAGCACGGUUCACCUGUAUUGAGCACAGUGCAUUUGAUUCAGCACGGAGCUUUCAAAUGCCUGCAUUUUUCAUUUUAGUAAAAACAUCCUAGUAAUUUCUCCCAGCACAGGCUCUGUACAGCAGUCUGCAGGUAUCGGUAUCAGCGGUCAGAGGAAAGCAUUUCUCUAGUAGGUGGUGUUUUGGCAUGUUGUAUGUGUAACUAGUGAAGGUGAGUUUGGUCUUUGCCAUAGCAGUUUCUGCUCAGGAUUUGCCCUAAACAGUGCAGCUGGAUGCAGUGCAGCAGCACACCCCGCGGGGAUGUUUCUCACUGCCUGGACUUUGCACUGAAGUUCUUGCCUCUGGCUCUGCCCAAUUUGAAAUUCAAGAGGGGAGGGAAGAGCCAGAGCUGGACUAAUUUCUACUGAUGAGAAUUCUCAGAGUAGCCUAGAGGUGAGAGAACCCAGAAUUGAAAUGUGAGGUGGAAGCCUACAUUGCAGCUAGUGAUUUUAAUUUUUUUUUAAGUCUGAAUCAUUAUUUUCCCAUUGGAUCUCCUUCAUCUUGUCCCUAUAAACUAGAGAUAGGCAGAAAAGUAUCAGUUCUUCUUUAAUUAUUAAUAUUUUUUCUAAUACUUCCUGCAUGGAUUUCAUAAUGAGCACAACACUGAUGGAAAAUGCAUAAUCAGGUAUUGCCUGUACUGCAGGCUUUUUUGUUUGCUUGCUGUUAGCUUAAAGCAUGAUUGAAAUCAUGACUGCAUCUGUUAACCACAACCACACGGUGAUCAUUUUUCUCUUGUUUCAGUAUCUAGCAUCUAAUGAUUUUUAAAUGCGGUAUAGAGUCUUCUAAUCACAGCGACGUUCUUUGUGGUUUCACAUCUCCUCUGAUAGCUGUCGGUUCUGUUACUGCGUAAUGAGCAGAUAGUUGUGUAGCUAGCUCUGCACUAAAACAGAUUAUGCUUUCUGGCUCAGCUCUCACAUGGGUAGUGCUUUAUAAUUAAUCAUGGCACUAUGCUCUUGCGCUGAAUUCUAGCAGGAACUGACGCUGUGUGGAGGAAUGCUAUCCCUUGUUGUUACAUUAGCAGUGCUGUCAGAGCAAGAAGCAGGCAGAGCCUCUGUCCUGUGCCAAGCUCAGCUGAGCCCAGCUGAUAGGCCAGGGACUGUCUACCUGACUGGAGGGUUGUGAGGUGUAAUUAAUGUUUCGGGAUCGCUUCGGUGCACCUGCAGUUAGCAGGUCUCUGUAGUUGCUGUUCAGCUGUAUUUGUGUUCCAUUUUUUGUAAUUUCUGGCAGAUAGACUGAAACUUUCUGUUGCUCACAUGGGUAUUGCUGGACGGGAUGAGUGUGGGUUCGGUGGAAAGCUAAAAGUUUCAGUUGCUAUUUUUCCUUUUCUUUGCACUGUGCUUUUUAGAGGAGCAGACAGUUUAAGGGUGAGUGACUGUGACUUGCCUUCGGGAGUGGAAAAUGUUAUUUAUAAAGGCAGUUGGGCUACAUUCUCCUUGCUGCUUUUUAGUGUUUCUCUUUAGCUUGCAAAACCAAGCUGAGCUUGCGUUCAAACUACCUACUGUUUUUAUCUGUACACCAAACGUACCUGAAAAUGUAACUCUGUGCCAGGCAAGUAAAUGAAGGCUGGCAGCGCUUAAUUCCACAUUUACUGAUCAACCGGAUUUACGCCAUUGAAUGUCUCUACGCAUUGCACUGAGUCCUGGGAGUGAGUCUGCCAUAAGCUUCCUGCUGGCUGGGGAAGGAUCCUGCCAUGUGUUUUGCCACUUCUCUUUCACUUGUCCCAAAACUACAGGCCCUCUGUGGGAUCUUUGUAUUUUAUUCAUCAUAAAUGUUUUGGGACUUUUAUUUAAAACAGGAGGGUUUUCAUGCCGUGAUUGAAGCCAAACCCUUUCUCUGCAAGGAGAGCCCAGCCCUCUCGCACAGCAGUGUGAAAGCUGGGGCUUAGAAGAGCUGGAUUUGUUAGAUUUCCCCAACCAAUCCUAUUCCCACAGCACUGAGAUCACUUGUCUGAGUAAGUGCUCACUGCCGUAGUGAAGGGCUGCAGAGAUGAGCCAUGAGAAGGCCUCAUGGGAAGUAGCUUGCACCUCAGAGGCCUGCAGGCCACUCUGUCCCUCUGGGGAUGGUUAUUCCAGCCCUGAGUUUGGAGUCACUUUGCCUUGCAUCCCCAUUUCUGCUUACAGUACUAAGUGCAUGAAAGUUCUUCCUUGGCCUUUUGUAUGCUCUUCUAGGAGACAGAAUUAAAAGGAGUAUGAGGGACCCCUGUGCACAUCCUUGAAACUGGGCCAAGGAGAGGAGACUGGGAUGUACCACAUCCUCCUUGCUGCUGACUGCGCUGCUUAGCGCACUGGUAGAAAUGUUAAGCCAAAUCUGCUUUCCAACAAAACGCUGAUUGUUUUGCCACACCAAGCUAGAGAACAGUUGCUGUGAAAGGAAAGAAGAGAAAUCCUCUCUCUGUUUGAAGACUCCUGCCCACAUAAGCCUGAUGUGAAGACAUGUAUGGAAACACUACACACAUUCAGCUUCCAGCAGCACUGGGGGCACACACUGCAUCUCUACAGUGGGCUCAGCACUCAACUCCCAUCAUUAUUCUUAGUUGCAGUUCUGCACCUAUCUUGUUAUUGUAGAAUCAUAGGAUCGCAAACUCACUAAGGCUGGAAAAAUGCUCUAAGAUCAUCUAGUCCAACUAUCCAUCUACCAUUAAUACUGCCCACUAAACCACGUCCCUAAGUAUCACAUCUGCACAUUUCUUGAACACCUCCAGGGACAGUGACUCCACCACUUCCCUGGGCAUAUCGUUCAGUGCCCAACCACUUUUUUGGAGAGGUUGCUUUUCCUUAUAGCCAACAUGAACCACCCCUGGUACAACUUGAAGCCAUUCAUCUUGCAGUGAUAGAAAUACUACAUAUGCUUACAUGCACACAGGGAGUCUGAUAUAAACACAGAGUAACUCGUGAGCAUUCUGUGCAGCCAUGUGCAGAGCUGUCCUUUUUCUUCUGAUGCCUCUAGCACAGAGGUGAGGAAGCAAUUUGGAGCUGGCUGAGAAGGGGCAGAUAAUAUGAGUGGUAGACUGGCUCUUGAGGAGUGGUAAUUGAGCUGUAAAAGCCUAACAAAUCUGAGAAGCAGCCUAAGAGAAAAGCCUCUGCUCAAACUACAAGACAUUGCUUACAGAGGCCAGCAGGAGGCUAACUAGUCAUUGCCAGUAGGAGUCUGAGCCCCAUAAGUCAGAGCAAAGUUAUUAAAAUGCGAUGUUUACUUGUUUAAAAAAUAAAAGGGCUUCUAGGGAGAUUAAUUUUCACUUCAGUCUGGCAAUCAUUUCAUAAACAUGCCAGUGUGAUUUAAGGCAAGCUGGAUCUGUUCUUCUCUGGAUUAUGCAUCUGAUUUGUCUGCAAAUUUCCCACCCCUCACAAAUAAAAGCAUUUUUAUAGUUUUAACAAAGAGGAUUUAACAGCAAAGUUUAAUCAAAAUGCCACUGGUGCCUGUGCUGAACUGAGCUUUUCUGUAAUGAACAUACAUUUAUCAGGGAUAUAUAGAAUACAGCUGAGGACUCAACUCUGAAUGGUGAUUUGGAGUUUGAGUCAUCUCUGCUGUUGGUGUAUUUCAUUAAGACCACUGUGAUAAUGCACUGGUGAAACGCAUGGAGCUGAAAUGAGACUUUUCAUUCCCAUAAAGAGCUUGUUCCCGUACUAAGCACAGUAAAUUCCGGAAAGUCUGAAAUUUCCUUUAUAGGAACCUUGUGUCCUCUGCUAGACUAGCACAUACAGUGAAUGCACAAGAUUUUGAGCAACAAAUGCUUCUUCAAGAGCUGUAUGAGUAUUUGUAAAAAUUUAGCAUUCUGCUAAUCGUAUCACCCAAGUUGUAGAAGGUAUGGGAUAUGUUUUCAUCCUGUGGAAUGCUGUGCACUACCUAUGAGGUUAUGAAUAGCUCUUAACUUGUAGUGAAUGCUCAAGGUCUGUAGUGUCUGAAGCAUUAUACUGUCUGAAAGGAUCGUAUCAUAGGGACAAAGCAUAGUGGGCAUGGUGGUGAUGAGCUGAUGGUUGGACUAGAUGAUCUUAGAGGUCUUUUCCACCUUAAUGAUGCUAUGAUUCUAUUUAUAUGCUGUAGUGACAGCUAAGGAUCUGUCCUAUAGGGGGAUGGAGGGAGAAAGCUGGAGAAAGCAACCCAUCCCAGCUGCAGAUUUCCUCUUAACAGAGCCCUUGGAUUUCAGGGCAUGAGUAGAUCCUGAAGCUGUCAGCUGAGGAGCAGACCAAGGAGGGCAGGGGAGCUUGAUGAAUUCCAGCACGUGAACAGUCUGAAAUAUUUAGAACCUGGAAGCAAAGGGGAAGGUGGGAGGCAUUCUCCCUGGCUCUUUAAUGUCAGAAAUUAAAAGCAAGCCCUGUUGCCUGGAUGUGGAUGCUAAUUCUCUCUGGAGUUUGAGAACUGAGAUUGCUUUUGAAUGCACAACUCAAAGCUAAAGCACAGAAGAAAACUAGUAUGUUUUAGUAAAACACCUUGGAAAUAAGUAAUUUACUUGAAAUAAAUUCACCGUUGAUUAUUUCUAGUUAACUUCCUUCAAAAAGCAUCUACUUCUGGUUUGCAGCUUUGGGGUUUGGAAUGGCUUUACCUCUUUUUCAUCAGAAUUGUGGAGUAUAUAGUUCUCCAUGCUAGCUGUAAGUAGCUUUGACAAUUCAAUAAAUACAUUCCGUGUUCUUUGCUGCUGACCCUAGGUAAGGACAGCCUUGAGGAUGUGAAGCAGCGUUGCAUAAGUGUGUAGAGUACAUAGCAACGCUGAUAAGAGAGAUGCUGCUGCAUUGCUUUUGGUGCACUAGGCAUACAUUCUGUCAUUGCAAGGUCUCAUCGCUCGUCUCAUACUUCACAACCCUGGGGAAGAAUGGAAGGUGGGGGAGGAAGAGCAAACACUUCCUCCUUGUGCUAUAGCUGAGAGUAUAUUCAUCGGCAGCAUUUCUUUCUAUUUCAAAAAGGCAUAUCAUUUCUUUUUUAGGGAGAGUGGAUUCUUUCUUGAUGCUGAGUAGUGAUGUUUGCAUGUUAAUGGUAACAUGUUGCUUCUGAACUGAAUAAAUAACACCUCUGGGCCUUUUCUUCUCCCUUAAAUUAUCUAAGAGGAAUACCAAAUACCAGAGAGCAAACAGAGUGGACUGUGUCCUGAGCUGCUCCCAGUGCAGCCUGGUUAACAGUGCUGCACAGAAACUCUGCAAGCUGGUGGGAAGAGGUGAGAUUUAGCCAAAGAGGAAAGAACUCUUCAAGGAGAAGCAGAACAGUAAUAUAUGGUCUGAAGCCAGAAGCAGGCCAUGUCACAGCACUGGCCAUCACAUCUGAAUGGUGCUGAGUGAGAAGCCUACCUUAAAAGUACACUUGGCAUCAAGGAAAGUUUAGAGCUCUUGCACUGAGUCUACAAUGUGAGAUGAAAGCAAGUUUAAACACAGUUAGGUGAGCCAGCUGUCUGAAGUUUCCAGCUUGGAGCUUGGACCAGCCCUGAGAGCUUCUUGCAUAGAGGAUGAGCUGGUCUGACUCCUGAGUGUGGACUCAGUUGUGUAGCUAACUGAGGGUAUGUACAUCCUCUUUGUAUUUCCAUGGCUUUGUAAAAGCAAGUUGCUCAGUGACUGGGAGCAGGCUAUCAUACUGUAGGGUUAGUUGCUCAGAAUACUGUUCUUUCCUGUUAAGCACAACGGCCUGACCAGAUGAGGAUGAUGACUGCCAAUUUCCAUUGGUAAAUGAAUAUGCCUUGCCCAUAUUUGCACUUGUGUUCACAGGGGAAAAAAAGAAUUCUGCAGAGAAUAAGUUCUGUGUUUUUCCCUUAUUGUGUUAGAACAGCAUAAUUAGCUGAUGGAAAAGAAAUGAUCAAAAUGGGAAGAUUCAUCCAUGGUAAUAUUCUUUUUGAUUCCUUAAAUGCUUGUAACUAGUCAAACUGUGCUUCUUGAGAGAAACUUAAUGGACAUAAUGCCCUCAAGUGGAGUUAAAAAACGUCACUGAGAUGCAGUGUGGCAGAGUGUCUCCUCCUGACUGUGAAAUACCAUUUUCUGUUGGAGCUGGAGGCAUUGGUGCUUUCAUUAAUCUCAGUGUAUUCCAUGGAAACCCAGUGGGAGCUGAGCUUUCAGCUACCCCUCUUCCUCGCUGUGUACCUCCAGUCUUCAUCUGAGUCUGAUGCCCUGACCUCUACAUUACUGGAAACAGCCUUGUCCAUAUGUCACUGAAUCACAGAAUUACAAAAUGAUUUGGGUUGGAAGGGGCAUUUAAAGAUCAUCUGAUGUCCUUUUCUGCUGUCACUCCCCUCCCUCAACAGCAUGUUUCUCUCAAGAGGCUCCCUCUGCUUCCCUUUACUCAGGAAAAUGAUAUAGGAAAUGCAGAGUUUAUUUUACUCAUAGCCAUAUUCAUAGCCAUAGCCACAGCCUAGUCUCUGGCCUUUAUAAUGUAUAUUGUGUCUGAUACUGAUAACUCCUAAUGUAUCUGAUCUAGUGAGGGUCAUCUAGUCACCUUAAAUAGCUUUAGUUAAGUGAUGGGAUGCAGGAUCCUAGCCCUGGAGAUGCUUUUUUAGAAUGGUAGGAAAGGCAGUGCCACGAUGAUGGGAAAAUGGGAAAAGCACCCAAUAGCAAAGAUUAUAUCAUCUUCUGGAUGAGAAACGGGAGCCCAUUUUGUGAAAUGUAGACUGUGGCCAUCACUGAAAUUAAGUCAUGCUCCUGCUUUCACGUGUAGGCAUUGCAAGGCAAAGGUCAGUGAUGGAAGAGUUUGCUUCUUUCAGUUACAUUCUCUAUUUCCAUACAACUCCUAGUUCAUCAGUGGCAUAUAAAUUCCUCCUUUCACUGAUUAAAUAUUUCCUCACCCAAUUUCUUUGCUUCAGGGAGCUCGAGAGCUCACUGUUCAUAAAGGGAAAGAAGAACGAUUGUGCUGUUAAGCAGACAGCUCCCAACACAUAUGUUCUGCUCUGCAUCUUUGAGAAGGAGGCACUGAUGCUGCUGCAACUGCAGAAGGGCAGUUUUAUUGAGAUUCAGAGGCAGCCAAGAGCCUCUUCCAGGAUUUCUAUGUUGAUGAAGCUCUGGGUUAAUUAAUUAGCUUCUCUUCUGAAACAAGAAGCUUUAGCCCAUCUGUGCCAGGCUGUGAAACCCUUAAUCCUACUUAGCUUUUCUUUCCCUGUGUUCCUUUCAGUCAUUUGCAAGAGCAAAUCUGAUGAAGCACGUUUGGGUAAGGAAUGGUUUCCUGACCUGUGAGAAUUUAGGGGAAAAGUCCUAACUGUGACGUUUUCCUCAGACUGAGAACCAAAGAGAUACAUAGUUUAGGCCAGCUAUAUUUAUUUCAUAAUGUGCAUAUGGUUUUAUGUGUGUGUGUUUUUUUUUCUGGUUCUAUUUUUAUAUUAUUUAAAUAAAUACAUUUUAGUUUCAGAACAACAACAACAACAAAAACAGACAAAAAAAAAUGUCUUCCAUAUAUUUACUUAGGAAAUGUCAUCAUGUCCCAAACAUAUCUGUUCAUUUUGAAAAAUCCUUCAAAGUUGCUUUGAAGGGGAGAAAUUUCUGGAAGCCAACACUCUCCAUAUUCUCCUACAACAAGCUAUUAUGUUCUAAAGGCAAAGCAUUCUUCGUUGAUUCUUUGCCUUCCCAGCCUUCAUUAGUGAAAAAUGCUGUUCAAAGCAAUCAGUUCUGUCGCAAUCUGAGCUUAGAUACGUGAAUGGUUUCCUUUUAAAGCAAAGCACUUGGAGGAGUUUGUCUGCCUGAGCCCUCAGGUCGAUGUCUGUGGCACAUCUGCACUUGGGUGCUGGAGCCCAGCUGUGAGCAGGCUGCCAAGGGCUUGCUGGUGUCCUGAGGGUGGGGAGCACGUUGGGCAUUUAGUCUUCAGCCCCAGGUUAGAUUAUCUCGUAACAGUGUAUGAGGGGAUGAGGAUGUAGAAUAAGAAGGACUUCAGAAAGGAGGAAAACCAUUUUUAUCUCAUUGUGGAUAGCUAUUUGGGACUCAUAAGCUGUGUGAGUUACACAGCUGGUUAGUGUCCAAGAAUUCGGCCACACUGAUGUGAGCACAGGUGUCCUAUGGAGGUCUUAGUUGUGGUCUCAACUGAUGGAAAUCCAUUCUCAGGAAAGAUGAUGGACUCUAGAUGGAAAUAUUGCCAUUACUAAAAUUCGGAAAACACAAUAAAUACGUACAGCUUUCCAGUUUUCCUUUAGGAACUAAACCUUGGAAUUAACUAUUUCCAGUUAGCGUGUACAGUGUGAUAGAAAAUGGGAAUGCCUUGUCUUUUCUGUAGAUGGCAGACCUUGACUGUUUCACCACUGACCACUUACUUUCCUUACUCUUCUGCACUCUUCCAAGUCCCAAAAGAAAGAGGCCUGAAAAUUUUUUUCCUGAACUUCCGAUUCUGCAAUUACAUAAUUUUCCUAGUUGACUAAAAUAAAAAAAUAUUUUAAAAGAAGGCAGCAUUUACUUUUAUCUGUAUACAGUGUACACUGUAACAGUUUUAGAAGGUACUAGCAUAAAUGUCCACACUUUUGAGUACCCUGUGUUCUUUUCAGAGAUGCCUGUUUACGUUAAUGCAAAUUCAGUCUGUUCUUAUGUUUUUAUAGAUCAAGAUGUUGUAUGAUUCUUUGAAGAGAAAUGAAUGCUUAGUUUCCAAGUGGAACCGAAACCAAAAUGCAGUCCUGAACUUUCAUUUUUUAAUUUUUUCCCCCAGGCUUGACUUCAAGAACAAGAGCAGUACUCAGUAGGUUCCUGUCAUACUUUUGUCAUAUGAAAUAACCCUUCUGUAGCUUUACUUUGCUGACCCCCAACCUGAAAAGGAACUGUAUUUCACUGGCUGGAUUUAAAUGGAUCACUGCUGUAAAUGCAUGCCAGUAGAACUUCAAAGAGUAAGCAGUAAGCUUUUGGACUCUGCUUGUUCCCAUCAAAUGAAAUAAAGCAUUUAUCAGUUAGAUAUAUAACAAGCCUGAGCUAGAAGGUUGAUCACAAAAAGUCUUGGGUUUUUUUCUUUUCUCCUAAGUUGCCUGCAGAAUUUUUUUCCCUCAGUGUCUCUUUCUUAGUUACACAGUGUUGUGAGGGUAUGUGCAAGCUAUUGGCUAAAGAAGGGAUCAGAUAGAGUGAAUUUCUGGGCACUAUUCCCUGUUCUUACAGAGUUUUCUUACAAACUCCACUUAGGAUUUUCAGUAACGUGAGGAAUCCAAGGUCACUGAGGUCUCGAUGCCCAGCUGCAUCAGGCUUCUUUCUAAAAUACCGUGUUUGUUUGUUUUUUGCCAUGAUCACAACUGAUGAAAAGUUUUAUGAAUUUGCCUGGCAUCAUGACCUGGUGUAUUAAGGAAAAGAUGCUUAAUUUCCGAAAAUAAUAGACUGAAUUAGCCAUUUUAUAUUAAUGGUAAUCCUGGCAAGUAAAUAAUUUGGCUACUGAGUUCUUUUGCUGUUCAGAUAUUAUUGUUGCCUUCUGUUAUAUUAGCAGGACACUCUAACUUGAGUUUAUGUCUUGUAUUGUACCUGUCAAAGCACCAUCCAUUUAUUCAUCAUGUAAUUAUAGCACUGUACUCUCAAGGUAUUUGCUUUACAGGAAACUUCAUGACUUUGGAAUAAACAAGCAUUCCAAGACCGAGCAAAACAUGAUUGAGUUGCUGUUUGUGACUUGGUUCUAAUUAAUGACAUACUGCUUUAAUCAUGGAAGCAUUGUGUAUGUGCAUAUAUGCAUAUGUAUUACUGCUGGCAGGGGUGGCUGGGAUUUCACUACUUAAACAGAGGCUCUUAAUACCACUUGAAAUGCCCUACACGUUCAUGGCAGGGGACUUGUUGGAAUGGCAGCAGGAAGCCAGAAGUACCAAAAUGGUGCUAGACAUCCUUCUUUAGCCAAACAAAGUAAUCUUCUGCACAUUUUAGUCACAUACUUACUUCAUAUGCCUUCUCUUGGAAUUUCUGAUAAAUUCUUUUUUGAAAUGAAGAACUUUGCCAAAUG